GUUAGAACUCAGCCGGCGAGCUGCAGAGUAAAAUAUGGUGACAAAACCCACUAGCUGCACUGCGCUGUCCUGUCCAGCGGUACCACUACACAAUGGACUGAACAUUCCCAUUCUGGGUUUGGGUACAUCUCAUUAUGGAGGCUACAGUCAUGAAGCAGUGCUUUAUGCUCUACAGGAGUGUGGCAUAAGGCACAUCGACACAGCUAAGCGCUAUGGUUGUGAGGAGGCUCUGGGAAAAGCAGUGACUGAGAGUGGAGUACAGCGGGAGGAACUCUGGAUCACCACCAAACUAUGGCCUGGAGAUUACGGCUAUCAGAGCACCAAACAAGCCUGUCGGGAUUCAUGUGCCAGGCUGGGGGUAGAUUAUUUAGACCUGUACCUGAUGCACUGGCCGGACUCCAUGGUUCCUGGUCGCUCCAGUCAAGAGGUUCGACUGGAGACUUGGAGAGCUCUGGAGGAGCUUUAUGAUGAAGGUUUGUGUCGUGCCAUCGGAGUGAGUAACUUUCUGAUCCCUCACCUGAACGAGUUAAAGGAUUGCGGUGGAAUCGUGCCUCAUGUUAACCAGGUGGAGUUUCAUCCUUUCCAGCAGCCAAUGAAGCUGGUUGAACAUUGCCGGAAGGAGAACAUUGUUUUCGAAGGCUACUGUCCUCUGGCCAAAGGUCAAGCUCUCACUCACCCACACAUCCUGGAGCUCGCCAAGAAAUACGGCCGCAGCGCUUCACAAAUCUGCAUCCGCUGGAGUAUUCAGAAUGGAGUUGUCACAAUCCCAAAGUCCACCAAACCAGACAGGAUCUAUGAAAACUGCCAAGUGUUUGGGUUCAGGUUGGAGGAUUCAGAAAUGGCUGCCCUGAGUACGUUGCAUGAUGGGAGACAUGUAAGCUGGGACCCAACUCAUGUGGAAUGACCAAGUCUCCUUGAAAAGCAGCUCUUCAGGUGUUUGGAUUCACACUUACAAGUGAAGACAUGGCCUAUAUUAGUGACCUACACACCAAUCAGAAGCUGAUUCAUCUCACUUUCCCAAUCUGGAAAGGAUAGCUUGACAAUCAGUAAUCAGGAGAAUGCUGAUGCCAUGUGCCUUUUUAAAUGACAAACCAAAUGCUGUAUUUAUUAUUUUGUGUCUAAAUAAUGAUGGUAACGGUUAGUAGAGGGAACUUACAGUACAGGGAAAUUAUAAUCAUUUUUGUAUGAACGGAUAAUAAAUGUUUGAUUAGAAAAUACCCUUUGAUGUGCUAUUUCCUCCACUCUUCAUCUUACAAUUCUGACUUUGUCUAACCUCAUUUGAAUUAUGCCAGUGCGUAAACUAUUAAAGUAGUUUAAAGUCAUUUCACCUAAAAGUGACCAUUUCAAGAAAACAAAGUACACUGAAAAAAAUUAUUCAAAGAUGGAUUUACAAAUUUUUUUUUUACAUUAAGUGGUUGUAAACGAUUUAUUUGGGCUGAAUUUAAACAAACAAAUUAAGUUGAACAUUAUUAAAUUAAAUUUUUUUUUCAACACAGUUCUGCAUGCAACACUUUUUUCAGUGUAUGGUAAAAUAUAUUAAACAUUACGUUUGUAAAAUAAACUAUUAAAAGUACUGAUGAUCACCA
This is a messenger RNA of Danio rerio (zebrafish), 1586 nucleotides long. RefSeq names its product zgc:110366. The record is from RefSeq and is marked validated. Lineage: Eukaryota; Metazoa; Chordata; Actinopteri; Cypriniformes; Danionidae. Gene Ontology annotation, molecular function: oxidoreductase activity.